Messenger RNA from Lactuca saligna, 600 nucleotides. The record is from the annotation of a GenBank genome assembly. Lineage: Eukaryota; Viridiplantae; Streptophyta; Magnoliopsida; Asterales; Asteraceae.
AUGCCAUGGAACCCAAUUUCCUUCAUUCCAACAAAAAUUAUCUUAAAUCGUCGUCUUCAUGCAGUCUCUGCCGGUACUUCUCUGGCGAUGAACCCCCAAGCAGUAUAUUCCCUAGCGUCACUUCUUCAGCGUCAAACCCCCACACUUGAUCUGGUUGGCUUGGUUGUAUAUGAUCAUCAAGUGCCAUAUGGUGCAACUCUAGAAUACGUGGUUGGUCAUUACAUGGUGCAAAUUGCAAGCUCUUUUCUACCUGUAAUGGUUGGUGCUCCUCAAGAGGAAGAACAAAUUGUUGACAUGGCCUAUCUUGAGCUUGCGAUAUUGCUAUGCUGGCGAUUUUUGCAUGAUAAUGUAAUGGAUGACCUCAUGCGAUUGGUUACAAUGAUAAGAGGGGUUGCAGAUCCAUUAGCAUCAGCCUACUGUCGCUUCUUUUUGCUUCAUUGUGCCCAGAAACUUCCCCAACUUGAUACAGGGCAUCUGAUAGCUUGCAUUAGUGACAAAAAAAAUUGUACUUACACGGAUUGUAUCCAUCAAAGAAAUCAAGUAUGGGAACUUUUUGGGAGAUCGAAGGUUGGUUAUCAGCAUGAUGGAACCAAUAAUUGA